AUGGGAAAAAGACGAAAAAAUGCUCUGGUGGAACUGGAUUCAAGUCGUAGUGAAUCUGAAUCAAAUAUUGAGUCGGAUGCUUUGACACUUGGAAAGCGCAGGAAAAGAAAAUUGAGCAAUGUUAAACAGUUAUCAGCAAUAUCGGCUUCAUCAGAUUCUGAGGAUGAAGUAGUUAAUACAACCAAAGGAUACAUCGCUCCCACUUCUUCAAUUGAAGGAAUGAGCGGAAGUGAAAAAGUAAAUUUGCGAAAGAGUAAUGAACACGAGGAUGGGGAAGUAUCUGACACGGAUAAUGGGGAGAAUAAUGAUGAAGGUUCUGAUGCAUCUGACGGUAGCACAGAAUCGACAUCGUCUUCUGACUCUAGUUCUGAUUCGGAAUUUGAUGAUGGCUACGACGAAAAUCUAAUGGGGGACGAAGAGGAUCGUAAACGAUUGUCCUGCCUUUCAGAAAAAGAAAGAGAGACAGAGAUAUUUAAAAGAAUUGAACAGCGUGAUAUAAUGCGUACAAGAUGGGAAAUUGAGCGAAAAUUGAAAUUAGCAAGACGUGGUGAGAAAGCUAUAACUAAAAAAUCUAAAGUAAAGAAAGAAAAGAAAAAGAAGACUAAAAGUUCUUUGCCAACGUCAAGAGUUCUGGAAGAUGUAAAGGAAAUAGACAUUUUAACAAAGACGGAAAACUGUGUACCUGUAGAAUAUGUUCAAACCCAGGAAAUCUCGGAAACGAUCGAAGAUGAUUUUGUUAGCGUGGUUAAUGAUGAAGCAACAAGUGGCAACGGCGAAUACUUCGACCCUAAAGAAAGAUCAAAGGAAAGAAAGAAGAAUGUUGAAAUGAAUCGUACAGAUGACAAACGAAGCAAUGCUAUGGCACUGCUUAAAGCAAAGCGAGAAGGAAAGGCAAAAAGAGAGGAAGAGGAAGCUAAAAGGCAGGCCCAGAGGGAAAAGGAGGAUGAAAAGGACGAGCUGGAAAGCGUAACCGGAGGAAAAUCAUCUGUCAAGUUAAAAGCAUCCGAAAUUUAUUCGGAUGAUUCAGGUAGCAGUGACUGGGAAGAUGAGGAUAAACCAUCCGAUAAACGUUCCCGAACAAAUAGUAGUAAAGACUCUAGCGAAAGUGAAGAGGACGAACAUGACGAUAAACACACAAAAUAUAUAACCACUAGGGAAGAACUGAAUAAAAUUAGAUUGUCGAGAUUUAAGAUGGAGCGAUUCAUAAAUUUGCCAAUAUUUGAGCGAACUGUAAUGAAUUGCUUUGUUCGUAUCAGCAUUGGAAAUAAUGGUCAAAAAGCCGUGUACAGAGUUGCAGAAAUUGUUGGUGUAGUGGAAACAGCUAAAAUUUAUAAUUUGGGCAAAACUCGGACCAAUAAAGGUCUUCGAUUAAAGCAUGGAGCUCAGGAAAGAGUAUUUCGUCUUGAAUUUAUUUCGAACCAAGAGUUUACAGAAAGUGAAUUUACAAAAUGGCGUGACAUUUGUUCACAGCAGAAUGUUCAGAUGCCUUUAAUAAGUUUAAUUGAGCAAAAAUUGAAUGAUAUAAAGAUAGCAUUAAAUUAUGAGUUCAAAGAUGAAGAUGUUGAUAAAAUUAUUGAGGAGAAAAAUAGGUUUAGAAACAGACCAACAAAUUAUGCCAUGAAAAAAACUUGUUUAAUGAAAGAACGUGAUGCAGCACUUCUUCGAGGCGAUUAUGAACUAUCACAAGAAUUAAGUCAACAAAUAGAAGAAUUAGAAAGUCGAGCUUCGGAAUUGGAUAAAAGAAGGUCCAGCAGUAUCAGUCUAAUUUCCUACAUUAAUGAUCGCAAUAGAAAGCGAAACGUAGAAGAUGCUGAGAAGGCAAUUUUGGAAGAAGCUCGAGCAAAUAAAGGCUUAAGAAUAUCUGAUCCAUUUACCAGAAGAAUAACACAGCCAAGAAUGGGCUUUAAGCAAACAAGUGAAAAAGAAGUAAUCGAUAUUGCACCGGAUAAAACAUCAAGUGGAUUGUCAAAGCAAGCAUUUGUCGCAACGGAAAGUGUCAUUACAUCAAAUGACAAAAAAAGUUAUAAUCUGUACUCUCUACAUGAUUUUGAUAUUGAUUUAGACGUCACAGUUCCAGCGAAUGCAGUAAGCAAUCUUCCGAAACCUGUUCCCAAAAUAACCGAGGCAACAACAAAACGGUCUUUGAACCUUGAAGACUACAAGAAGAAAAGAGGACUUAUCUGA
This is a messenger RNA of Musca vetustissima, 2184 nucleotides long. RefSeq names its product RNA polymerase-associated protein Rtf1 (gene Rtf1). Gene Ontology annotation, molecular function: RNA polymerase II C-terminal domain phosphoserine binding; DNA binding. Gene Ontology annotation, cellular component: Cdc73/Paf1 complex. The record is from RefSeq and is a predicted model, not a curated record. Bases 1 to 2184 code for a protein of 727 amino acids. NCBI's taxonomy places the organism in Eukaryota, Metazoa, Arthropoda, Insecta, Diptera, Muscidae. The transcript has 4 exons.